Gymnogyps californianus (California condor) is the source of this 1491-nucleotide messenger RNA. RefSeq names its product NSE1 homolog, SMC5-SMC6 complex component (gene NSMCE1). Gene Ontology annotation, cellular component: nucleus; Smc5-Smc6 complex. Gene Ontology annotation, biological process: double-strand break repair via homologous recombination; DNA damage tolerance. Gene Ontology annotation, molecular function: ubiquitin-protein transferase activity. The transcript has 8 exons. Bases 495 to 1346 code for a protein of 283 amino acids. The record is from RefSeq and is a predicted model, not a curated record. Lineage: Eukaryota; Metazoa; Chordata; Aves; Accipitriformes; Cathartidae.
GCUGGGCCGGAGGCUGUCGGUCGCUCUGUGAGUCUGCUUGGGGAAGAAAUCUGCCACGAGUGAAGCAAGCGGAUGAGAAAGCUUUUCACGUUUUCCCUUGAGCGGCUUCCAGGGCGCUUCAGUCUAACAGCGUGCCCCCGUCGGCAUCCCCCGCGCAGCGGCAGCUGCGGGAGCCCGGGCUGCGCUGGGGCAUGGCGCCCGGACCGGCGGAGCGGUGAAGGGCAGCGUGCUGGGUUCUGUCCCUCCGGAGCGUGUUCGUUGACUCGGUGCUGCUGGUCAGAGAGCACCUGUGUGCCAGGGCGGAAUGGAAGGGCGAGACUUUAAAUUCAGCACACACCAGCAUUUCUCAGUUUGGCCCGUUAUUUGGUCCGUUAUUUGGUCCUUUGGCUUGGAGGAGUCUGGAAGUCCAGAAGCUGCUUUUUUCUUGUGAACUAUUAACGAUUAUUUGGCUGCAGUGGUCAAGGAAUUUCUUGAGAUGCUUUUAUUUAGUUCUGAUGUUCUUCAGAACAUUUAGAGAGGGAUUUUCUGUCCGAACAUUUGAAGCCUGGUGGAAUAUUGCGAUGGCAGCUCAGAUGACUGACGCUCAUCGACGGUUCUUGCAGGUCCUGAUGUCUCAUGGGAUAAUGGAAGGAUCAGAGGCUAGGAAAUUACACAGGCGCUGCUGUGAAAUCCAUAAAGUCUACUACGCGCAUGAUAAACUGGAUGAUUUCAUCAGUACUAUUAACAGCCAUCUACAGCCUUUGUUUAUGCAGAUCCGGAAAGGAAUGUCAGAAGGUGAUGGGAGAGCACAUUAUGCUUUAGUGAAUUUGGCAGAAACUGAAAUAACUAAAAUGGCAUCUGACUAUACAGAAAAUGAAUUAGAAUUGUUCAGAAAAACGAUGGACCUAAUCAUUUUAUCAGAAAAUGGCUUUGCCUCUUCUACAGAUAUUUUAAACUUGGCUGACCAACUUAAGACAAAGAAAAUGAAGAAGAAGGAGGUGGAACAAGUGCUGAAAGUUUUUGUGGAGGAUAAGUGGCUCUCUGAGAGAAACGGAGAAUAUACUCUGCAUACUCGCUGCAUAAUUGAGAUGGAACAAUACAUUCUCAGCAACUACCAAGAUGUGGCAAGGAAGUGUAACAUCUGUCACAGCCUUGCCAUCCAGAGCCAAGUAUGUGAAUCCUGUGGAAUUGGAAUGCAUUUACCUUGUGUCAGAAAGUACUUCAGAGCUCAGACUGAACCACGCUGUCCGCAGUGUAAUGAUUUCUGGUCUUGUGACAUUCCAGGUGUGAGUCGGAUAGACUCCCAGUCACCAUCAAAAACAGGGAGAGCAGAGAAGAGCUCAGUUCUCAGCACUAGACGAUGCUAGUAAAACUUGCUUUCAGUGAAAUCUUUUUUCCCCGUUCUUGCAGAAUAGCCAGACUGUAUUGUAUUCGUUAGUAACAGUGCAUUGUUCAGUGUACUUAUUUUUUCCCCAAAGUUUUAAGAAUCUUACAAUAAAACUAUCAUCAACC